This is a messenger RNA of Hymenoscyphus albidus, 978 nucleotides long. Lineage: Eukaryota; Fungi; Ascomycota; Leotiomycetes; Helotiales; Helotiaceae. The record is from the annotation of a GenBank genome assembly.
AUGUCUACAGUCAAACCAGACACUUUGGCACCCCAGAAGCGCAGCCACGGUCAAAAGGGUCUUCCACCGCCCAAGAAGCCACACGUUAGUUCUUCUGCCAUUACAACUCCAAGUAAGCUCUUCACGCUUGAACACUUUGAGGACGAUCUCAAUUGGCAAGAUAUCAGUCCGCUCAAGCCAAAGUUGGAGACGAAGAUCAAGCCCUUCAGAGAAACACCUACACCAUACAUCAAAUCAGAAGGGGUGAAGAAGGAGGAAGAUGUCGAUGCCAAGAACGGGAUCCUAGCCAUUGCCAGUCUCCCUAGGAUGGGUUCUCCCAGACAAGAACAGACACGCCGUAUAAAAUCGGAAGGAAUCAAGAAAGAGAUCUUUGAAUCCAGUAAGGGAAACCCAGUCGCGGAGAAACCCGCCUUUCGCUUGGACUUUGGCCUUCACAAUGAAAAGACGUUCGAUGGUCUUAUACAAGAUGGCGAGCAUAAAUACAUCGACUGGAUGACAAACACAGACUUCUCUUCACGACCCGGUCUAGAGCAUGCGCUGGAGGAGUUCAAGAUUACAACGAGAAAGAAGACUGGCAUCACUCUUGGUUCCAUCAAGGACUUCGUGCCACCAAAAUUAGGCACGGCACCUGCUAAAUUCAACGACUGGUUAGGCAGUCCUCUGUGGAUUACCAUAAACCAGGCUCGUCAAUACUUUGGAAUCAAACACGGCUUGAGAGACUUGCCAAGGGUAGAGGGAGAGGGAAGGGGACCUCCAAGAUACUGGCUCUAUCAUGUUUACGAACUCUCGAAAUUUCUGGGGUAUUGGACUAAGGAAGACGCCGAUCUUUCUCUUGUGGGAUUCUUGAACAGAUACGAGGAUAGGGUGCUAGAGAUUGCGGAGGAUAUGCUUGGAGGUGGUGGAGGAGGAGGUGAAGAUUAUCCGCUCUGUUUUUGCGAUGACGCACUCAUUCGCUGUAUUUGUGGGCAUGAUGGAUAA